AUGCUGUUCGUUAAUAUAUAUGUUGUGCUUUAUACUGCAGCGCGUUCGAUUUACUGUUACGAGUGCGAUUCGUGGACGGAUGCACGUUGCAAGGAUCCGUUCAACUAUACGGCGCUGCCGCAUGAUCAGCCGCCUUUGAUGACCUGCAAUGGCUGCUGUGUGAAGAUGGUGCGACAUCAGCGAUCACCCUACGAGGUGGUGCGAAGCAUGUGUACGUCACAAUUACAAAUCAAUUUAUUCAUGGUCGAUCACGUGUGCAUGAUGGAAAGUUCAGGCAAUGGACAUAUGUGCUUUUGUGAGGAAGAUAUGUGCAAUUCUAGUAAAAGUUUAUACUCAUUCGCUAACGGUUAUCAACAAAUCAUACUAAUCAUCACAAUGCCAUGGCUAAUACUGCUCCAACAGUUUGUGCACAGCUAGAUCAGCAAACCAGAUCAGAUCAGAUCAGAUCCGAUUCGAUCCGGUUCGACCAGAUUAGAUCAGAUCAGAUCAGUUAGUUAGUUUUCCCAGAAGCGUUUAAAAGAACAAUACACAAACACCAAUAACAGUUAACUAGAGACAUAUAUCAUGCCCAACACACACACACACACACACACA
Messenger RNA from Drosophila hydei, 594 nucleotides. Its product is annotated as protein quiver-like. The record is from RefSeq and is a predicted model, not a curated record. Gene Ontology annotation, biological process: positive regulation of voltage-gated potassium channel activity; sleep; regulation of synaptic transmission, cholinergic. The transcript has 2 exons. Lineage: Eukaryota; Metazoa; Arthropoda; Insecta; Diptera; Drosophilidae. Bases 1 to 417 code for a protein of 138 amino acids.